AUGUCCCAAGCAGAGCGGAUUCCGGCAUGGCGGUGGGAGGAGAACAAGGAGUAUAUUCGCACCUUGUACCUUGAUCAGAACAAAACGUUGGACGAGCUUGUUUACAAUAUGGUUCAGAACUACAAUUUCCUCGCCACGCGAGCUCAGUACAUAAGGCAGCUCGGCAAAUGGGAACUCAAGAAGAAUGCAACACAGGACGAUUGGAAAUGUGCCAAAGCUCUCAUUAGAAAGCGAAAAGUCGAAGGGAAAGAAACCGAAAUUAUGAUAAAUGGUAACGUUGUGGCGAUGAAAAAGCUAAAGAAGGAACUAGGGAGAUAUAGUUGGCAGCAGUCAUAUGGCCCCCCCAGUGAGUAG
This is a messenger RNA of Fusarium oxysporum Fo47, 354 nucleotides long. RefSeq names its product Clr5 domain-containing protein. NCBI's taxonomy places the organism in Eukaryota, Fungi, Ascomycota, Sordariomycetes, Hypocreales, Nectriaceae. The transcript is spliced from 2 exons. The record is from RefSeq and is a predicted model, not a curated record. The coding region runs from base 1 to 354 and encodes 117 amino acids.